UCUUCCCCAUCUUCAACACAGAUUACGACAGGCAAAUGAAGGGCAUGAGAUGUUUCUCCUUCUCCCAUGGAGACAAAAGCAAUGAAUCCAAGAACACAAAGUCUGCUCGUUCGUCUCCUUCCAUGUCCAAUGGUCAAUAUGAGCGGAAAUCAGGCUCCGAAUUUACUUCAGUUGAUGCCUCUGAUGUUAGCACGGAAUCCUCCACUAGGAUUUCGUUCGCAAGUUUGAGUCAAAGGCCGAGUAGUAACAGUAAUAAUAAUAUCAGGGUAUUCACAUUUGCUGAGCUAAAAACAGCCACAAGAAACUUCAGUCGCGCCCUCAUGAUUGGAGAAGGCGGUUUUGGAUGCGUGUAUCGGGCUGUGAUACGAAAUACAGAUGGUUCGGUAAAAAAGAUAGAUAUUGCUGUCAAACAGCUUGGCAGAAGAGGGUUGCAGGGCCACAAGGAAUGGGUUACGGAAGUGAACGUUCUUGGGUUUGUUGACCAUCCGAACCUGGUCAAACUUGUCGGUUAUUGUGCUGAAGACGAUGAAAGAGGGAUCCAACGUCUUCUGGUGUAUGAAUACAUGCCAAACAGGAGCGUUCAAGAUCAUUUAUCUAGUAGAGUACGGACACCUCUUCCAUGGUCUACACGGCUAAAAAUUGCACAGGAUGCUGCUCGAGGGUUAACUUACCUCCACGAAGAAAUGGAAUUUCAGGUAAUCUUUAGAGAUUUUAAGUCUUCGAACAUUCUGUUGGAUGAGAACUGGAACGCGAAGCUUUCAGAUUUUGGAUUGGCUAGGCUUGGCCCUUCAGAGGGGCUAAGCCAUGUCUCGACAGCAGUAGUUGGAACAGUCGGGUACGCAGCUCCAGAGUACGUUCAAACUGGACGACUCACAUCCAAGAGUGAUGUAUGGAGCUAUGGAGUCUUUUUAUACGAACUCAUCACGGGUAGGAGGCCAUUGGAUCUUAAUAAACCAAAAAACGAGCAAAAGCUAUUGGAUUGGGUAAGACCACACAUCUCUAAUGACAUGCGAAAAUUUCAACUAAUUUUGGACCCUCAGUUAGUUGGGAACUAUUCCCUCAAGUCCGCGCAAAAGCUAGCUGCUGUGGCUAACAAAUGCUUGCUUAGACAACCAAGAAUGAGGCCGAAAAUGAGCCAGGUGUUGGAAAUGGUUAACCAGAUUGUUGAAGCGGAAAUGGAGAGCCAGGGAAAACCGUUGCGACCGUUUGAGCCGGUCAUGACACCGAGCGGUAACGGUUGCGAGAGGUCUAUAAGGGAGGGGUUGAAGAGAAGGCUUGUAGAUCCUAUAAUUGGAGAGAACAAAUGGUUGGUUUGUUUGACACGGGGUCCUAAACUUGUGACAACUAAUUAG
Cynara cardunculus var. scolymus (artichoke) is the source of this 1352-nucleotide messenger RNA. Its product is annotated as serine/threonine-protein kinase PCRK1-like. The record is from RefSeq and is a predicted model, not a curated record. Gene Ontology annotation, biological process: protein phosphorylation. Gene Ontology annotation, molecular function: protein kinase activity; ATP binding. Lineage: Eukaryota; Viridiplantae; Streptophyta; Magnoliopsida; Asterales; Asteraceae. The coding region runs from base 36 to 1352 and encodes 438 amino acids. The transcript has 5 exons.